This is a messenger RNA of Mauremys mutica (yellowpond turtle), 4879 nucleotides long. RefSeq names its product cell adhesion molecule L1 like (gene CHL1). Gene Ontology annotation, molecular function: cell-cell adhesion mediator activity. The record is from RefSeq and is a predicted model, not a curated record. NCBI's taxonomy places the organism in Eukaryota, Metazoa, Chordata, Testudines, Geoemydidae. Gene Ontology annotation, cellular component: plasma membrane; axon. The coding region runs from base 522 to 4232 and encodes 1236 amino acids. The transcript has 30 exons. Gene Ontology annotation, biological process: homophilic cell-cell adhesion; dendrite self-avoidance; axon guidance.
GAUUUGGGCGGUGUAGGGGCUCGUUGCCAUGGCUCCCGGGAAGCUCCGCCGAAGGAGAUAUUGAUGCCGGUCACGGAGGGAGCCUUCUUCCUUUCAGCGCCUUUCCCCGGUUUUGGGAGGCGAAGUGAUUAAUUCGGAGCGCUGGGACCGGGGGAGCUGCUGCCCGCGAACCGCAGCCCCAGCCGGGCGCUUCUCCCUUUCCCCUGCCAACUCCGGGCGCUUCCCGGCCAGCGCCGCGACCCUCCCCGAGGCGGACCCGGCGAGCCCAGAUGCAGUAAAGUGGGAAGAAUGAUCCAGAUUUAAAACUGCAGAUUGUGGCAGGAGUUGAUGAAGGAGCUGAAUUCACUGAUAAGUCCUGAGGCCAAUUCAUGCAACUCUAACUCAACCUAAAGACGGACUGAAGUCCCCUUCAGAAGGUUAUUUAAAGAGUUGCAAGUUCACAUCCUUACGUCUGCGUUGAACCGAAGGUGGGAGAAAAACAUUCUUUCAUUCUGUUUGGACUCCCUGUUUACAGAAGAGAGAUGGAGAUACUAUUAAGCACAAAAAGGAUCAACAUAUGUCUGCUUUUCUUUGUAUUAAAUUUGGCAGCAGGUAUUGAAAUACCAUUAUCAGUUGCACAGGUUCCAACAAUUACAGAGCAAUCCAUGACCCAAGUUGCAUACCCUUUUGAUGAAGACUUUACAAUUAAAUGUGAAGCUAAAGGAAAUCCACAACCCAUUUUUAAUUGGACUAAAGAUGAGAAACCAUUCGAUCUACUAUCCGAUCCCAGGAUAAUUGCAUCCAAUAAUUCAGGAACAUUUGUGAUCCAAAAUCAGGGGAUCAUAGCUGAUUUUCAAGGGAAAUAUCGUUGUUAUGCUUCAAAUGAACUGGGAACUGCCAUGUCAGAAGAAAUUGAAAUAAUAGUUCCAAGUGUACCAAAAUUCCCAAAAGAAAAGAUUGAGCCAAUUGAGGUCGAGUAUGGUGAUGCUGUGGUUUUGCACUGUAAUCCUCCCAGAGGAAUUCCACCUUUGCAUAUCUAUUGGAUGAAUAUUGAUUUACAACACAUUCCACAAGAUGAAAGGGUCUCCAUGAGCCUUAAGGGAGAUCUGUACUUUGCAAAUGUGGAAGAAAAUGACAGUCGAAGCGAUUAUUGUUGCUUUGCAGCAUUUCCCAGGCUGCGGACAAUUGUACAGAAAAUGCCAAUGACACUGAUGGUUACACGUAUUAAACAUACUAAUGACUCAAGCUCACCUAAUGCUGCUGUUACUAAGGCUAAUUUCAUCAAGGAAAGAAAACCCAAAAUACUGAUACCACCCGAAUCUUCUGGUAGCAGCUCAUCAGUUACUGUCAUCAAAGGGGGAGUUCUACUGCUUGAAUGCAUUGCUGAAGGGCUCCCAACUCCGCAUCUUAACUGGAUCAAGGUUGGUAGAGAUUUGCCCAAGGACAGAGCAGUGACAGAAAGUUUUGGAAAGAUUUUGAAGAUAGAACAAGUAUCUGCAGCAGAUGAAGGCACUUAUGAGUGCACAGCAAGCAAUUCUGUGGGGAGAGCGAAACAUGAGUUUCAAGUUCACGUGGAAGGCAGGCAACCAGAGAGGAAGAACAGCCUUUCAGAACCUCCUCGGUGGAUAAAGAAACCCACAAGUGAUGUUUACAGCAUAGAUUCAACUGCUUUGCUAUUGUGUGAAGCUACUGGCAAGCCUGAGCCAACUAUAAAGUGGAGACUUAAUGGAAUGCCUAUUGAUAAAAGGACUUAUAGGGGCAGAGUCUCUGCCGGGGAGAUCAGCAUUACCAAGCUACAACUGCAGGACAGCGCAGUGUAUCAGUGUGAGGCAACUAACAAGCAUGGCACCAUCCUUGCCACUGCCAAUGUGAAUGUUUUAAAUAUUGCUCCAUUAGUGCUAACCUCAGACAGUGAAGACUAUGCCACAGUUGUUGGUUACAAUGCUUUCUUGCACUGUCAAGUUUUUGCUUCACCUCCCGCUGUCAUUAGUUGGAUGAGGGAUGACAGCAUCAAGCCACUUGAAGGUCUGCGGUACACUGUAUAUGAAAAUGGCACCUUGGAGAUCAGAGAGACAAAGAAAGAAGAUUCUGGGUCGUACACUUGUUGGGUGACAAAUUUGGGUGGAAGACGUGCAAUCAUUGCCAAUCUGGGUAUCAGAGAUGCUACAAAACUUGUUGUUACUCCUGAAAACCCUCAAGUGUUGAAAUCACAUUCAGUUUUAUUGAAAUGUCAGUCUGAAUAUGACUCACACUUGAAACAAAGUUUUAAAUUAUCCUGGAGGAAAGAUGGAGAUGAGUUGCAAAUCAAAAGCACAGAAGAUGGCAGGAUAAUUACUGAAAUGGAUACAUUGUUCAUAUCAAGUGUGACAUUCGAGGAUCAAGGCGUUUACACCUGUGUGGCUAGUACGUCCCUGGACAGUGUUACAGCUGAAUCCCAAUUAAUUGUCCUUGAUGUUCCUGACCCACCAGAAGAGCUGCUUCUCUCAGAAAAACAGAACAGAAGUGUUAGAUUAUCCUGGAAAGCAGGAGACAGUCACAACAGUCCCAUUUAUGAGUCCAUUGUAGAAUUUGAAGCGAAUCGUUGGGAGCCUGGGAAGUGGCAGGAACUCACAAGAAUCCCAGGGAACAACACAACCGUUGUUUUAUCAUUGGCUCCUUAUAUAAGUUACCAGUUCCGUGUUACAUCCGUUAAUGGUGUUGGAAGAAGCAAGGCUAGCGCAUCAUCAACACGCUAUGCAACACCUCCCACUGCUCCAGACAAGAACCCAGAAAACAUCCGAGUCGAAGCUUCUGAACCAAAUGAAAUGGUUAUGAAAUGGGAGCCAUUGAAACCCAUGGAGCAAAAUGGACCAGGACUGGAGUACAAAGUCAGCUGGCGGCAGCAGGGUGUAGAGACAGACUGGAAUGAGGAAACCGUGAAAAAACAUUCCUUGACAUUGAGGAAUACUCCUACCUUUGUGCCUUAUGAUAUCAAAGUCCAAGCUAUAAACAAUUUUGGAUCUGGUCCUGAACCAAAUGUUACCACUGGAUAUUCAGGAGAGGACAUUCCAGAUGCUGCUCCUUCAAGUGUAAUGGUGGAAGUGAUGAAUAGUACACUAGUUAAAGCGAUCUGGUCCGGCAUUCCAAGAGACCGCGUUCGUGGACACUUAAAAGGAUAUAAGGUCAUUUGGUGGAAAACAAGGAGUUUGCUGGAUGGAAAACAACAUCGCCCAGACAAACACUUCCUAACAUUCACAGGAGACAGAAACUAUGGCAUGAUUCCUGGUCUAGAGCCAUUCAGUGAAUUUCACUUAACCGUUUUGGCUUACAAUGCAAAAGGAGCUGGACCUGAAAGCUCUCCAACCAUAUUCCAAACUCCAGAAGGAGUCCCUGAACAGCCACAUUUUCUAAGAAUACUAAACUUUGAUAAGGAUUCUGUCACUUUGUCAUGGGGUCUUCCCAGAAAACCAAAUGGCUUCCUUACUGGCUACAUUUUGCAAUAUCAAAUAAUAAAUGAGACAGAUGAGAUUGGAGCACUGAAUGACGUCAAUAUUACAAACCCUUCGACUUUCAGCUGGAGGUUUUCAAAUCUGAGCUCCAGCACCAAGUAUAAAUUCUAUGUGAGGGCCUGUACUAUAAAAGGCUGUGGGAAACCAAUCACAGAAGAAGGACUAACAAUAACAGAAGGGAGUAAAGGGAUCGGGAAGAUUUCAGAAGCAGUAAAUCCCACCCAAAAGUUUCACCCCAUUGAGGCACUUGAGCCCGGAACUGAAUAUACAGUUCGUCUAGUGACUAAGAAUUGGGUUGAUAACAAUAGCAUUUUUGAAGAUGUAAUUGAGACGAGGGAGAGAGCUUAUGCCGGCAUUUAUGAGGGAAUUUCCACCCAAGGCUGGUUUAUUGGACUGAUGUGUGCCAUCGCUUUGCUUACCUUAGUGCUGCUAACGAUGUGCUUUGUCAAAAGAAAUAAAGGAGGAAAAUACUCAGUGAAAGAAAAGGAGGAUUUGCAUCCAGAUCCUGAAGCUCAAUCAAUUAAAGAUGAGAUCUUUGGGGAAUAUAGUGACAGCGAUGAGAAGCCACUCAAAGGCAGCCUCCAGUCACUUAACGGGGACAUUAAAGCUACGGAAAGUGCUGAUAGUUUGGUAGAUUAUGGAGAAGGGGACCAAGGGAUGUUUAAUGAAGACGGUUCAUUUAUUGGCGCUUAUGCUGGAUCUAAGGAAAAAGCAUCAGUCGAAAGCACUGGAAGUUCUACAGCAACAUUUCCUCUCCGUGCAUAAAAUAUUAAUGUAAAUGAUUAAUUUCAAAUUUCCAUAUUUAUCUUGACUAGUAAUCAACUAUUACCAUAGGUGAUCAGAUGUAGGUUGCAGAAUGAAUCAGUCAGGACUCCAACCUCCAGGUAAUAUGGGAAUUAGUCGCUGCUAUCAAAAGAUGAUUUUUGAGACUGUUGAAUCCUGAUUGUUCAGGUGUUUUCAUUCUUAAAGAACAGGUGAAUAAUACUCUCACAUUCAAUAUAUACCACUCAGUCUGACCAAAACCGUAGCUUCUCAGUGUUACAUAUGUAUAUAGUUACUUGCUACCCUACGUGUUUCUCUAUAUAACUUUCUCUUUCAUGUAUGCUUUGUCACUUUGUAUAUACAUUUACAUCCAGUAUUCCCUAAUAUAUAGUGACCUUAACAUUGUGGAGGUCCGAAGGUAGUGGGGGUGGGAGAAGGGAGAUUACUUUAAAAAUUAACGCCAAGAAAAAAAUAAUUGAAAACACUAUAGAAAUACAUUCCAUAUAUUAUUUAAUGUUCAUGAAGAAAAAGAAAGUCUGUGUAAGUAAUUCUAGAAUUAAUGGUUAGAGCUGAUUGCAAUUACUUAGAGAAACAGCUUUAUCCAAAAAUAAUUUGAUCUUAAACUUGCUCUCAAAAGAAACAGGUUCCGA